This is a messenger RNA of Gastrolobium bilobum, 861 nucleotides long. Its product is annotated as probable mediator of RNA polymerase II transcription subunit 26b. Gene Ontology annotation, cellular component: nucleus. Lineage: Eukaryota; Viridiplantae; Streptophyta; Magnoliopsida; Fabales; Fabaceae. The record is from RefSeq and is a predicted model, not a curated record.
AUGCAUGUGAAUCAUGUUAGCAAUUAUAGCUUUGGGGAAGCUGAGGCAUUAACUGAUGAGAUUGAAGAAGAGUUUCAGCAUGUUGGGGAGGUUUUGAGGAUCCGAAACGUUCUGCUUAACUUUAAAGAAGAGUCUGACUCUGUGUUAUUUGAGUCAUUGAGGAGGCUCCAGCUGAUGGAACUCACUGUGGAUCUUCUAGAGGCAACUGAGAUUGGAAAGGCUGUCAAUCCUCUCCGAAAGCAUGGAUCAAAGGAUAUUAGUCAACUCGCACCACUCAUCUACCAUUUCUUUCCAGCAAUACUCUUAUUGAUAUCCUUUGAUCCAUGCUUUCGGAGAGGAUUGACAGCCUUUCCAAUCUCAGUUGCCUCUAGAAGAAUCCACAAUCCACCCUUUCACCCCCCCAAAAUCGAUGGCAUGGAUGAUUAUGGAAAUCCUCGACAGAGUGGACAAUACAACAGAAACUGUGAAAAUGGGAGAAAGCCAGCUUUGGACAGUCAAGUUGUAGAAAGGAGGAAAUCUGAGGCUUCCAUUGAGCCAUCUAUCACUGCCAAGGACAGUAAGAGUCAGCAACCAAGGAAAAAUGAGGUUGUUGUGAGGCGAAAUAAACCAGAAACUGCUGAUAAUGGCCCUGUCAGACCCCCAAAAUCAACUAUGCAGCGAAAAAGCAAUAUAGAGCCAAAGAAGCAGCCAAAAAUAGAGAACAAUACAAUCCCAAAGAAACCUCCCGAUUAGAAAGAUAAAUCCAAGUUUUCAGAUGAAGCUGCAGUCCAAGUAAAGUUAGAGGCCACUAAGAGGAAACUUCAUGAGCGUUAUCAACAAGUUGAAAAUGCUAAGAGGCAGAGGACAAUACAAGUUCUAGAA